AUGGCCAGCACGUUAAGCCCCAGCACCAUGACUGGGACCCUGGGUCCUCCUGAGAUGUCAGAGCGCAUCCAAAAUGCUGCUGACAUCUCUGUCAUUGUCAUCUAUUUCAUGGUGGUGAUGGCUGUCGGGCUGUGGGCAAUGCUGAAGACCAACCGGGGCACUGUUGGAGGCUUCUUCUUGGCUGGUCGAGAUAUGACCUGGUGGCCGAUGGGCGCCUCUCUCUUCGCCAGUAAUAUCGGCAGUGGCCACUUUGUGGGGCUGGCUGGGACGGGAGCAGCUUCAGGAAUCGCCACUGCAACAUUUGAAUGGAAUGCUUUGCUGCUGUUGCUGGUUCUAGGAUGGUUCUUUGUCCCCAUAUACAUCAAGGCAGGGGUGAUGACUAUGCCAGAAUAUCUGAGGAAGAGGUUUGGUGGGAAGCGACUCCAGAUCUACCUCUCUGUCCUCUCCCUCUUCAUCUGUGUGGCUCUGAGAAUCUCAUCAGACAUAUUUUCUGGAGCCAUAUUCAUCAAGCUGGCCUUGGGAUUGGACCUUUACCUGGCAAUCUUCAUCCUCUUGGCUAUAACUGCUAUUUACACGAUCACUGGGGGCUUGGCCUCAGUUAUUUACACAGACACCCUCCAGACCAUCAUCAUGGUGAUCGGUUCCUUUAUUCUCAUGGGGUAUGCAUUUGCUAAAGUGGGAGGCUAUGAGAGUUUUACAGAGACGUACAUGAAUGCCAUCCCAUCCAUAGUUGAGGGGGACAACCUGACAAUCAAUCCCAAGUGCUACACUCCUCAGGCUGACUCCUUUCACAUCUUCCGAGAUGCUGUCACUGGAGAUAUUCCAUGGCCAGGAAUGACAUUUGGAAUGACCAUUGUUGCUGUGUGGUACUGGUGCACAGAUCAGGUUAUUGUGCAGCGCUGCCUAUCAGGCAAGAACAUGUCUCAUGUGAAAGCUGCCUGCAUCAUGUGUGGGUACCUGAAGCUGCUGCCCAUGUUCCUCAUGGUAAUGCCAGGAAUGAUCAGCCGCAUCCUAUACACAGAGAAGGUGGCCUGUGUUGUACCUUCUGAAUGUGUGAAACAUUGUGGCAUUGAAGUCGGUUGUACUAACUAUGCCUACCCAGUGAUGGUGCUGGAAUUGAUGCCUGAUGGACUGCGAGGUCUGAUGCUGUCAGUCAUGUUGGCCUCUCUCAUGAGCUCCAUGACCUCCAUCUUCAACAGUGCUAGCACCCUCUUUACCAUGGACCUGUACACCAAGAUUAGGAAACAAGCAUCAGAGAAAGAGCUUCUUAUAACAGGACGGCUAUUUAUCAUUCUAUUAAUUGCCAUCAGCAUUUUGUGGGUCCCAUUAGUGCAGGUAUCUCAAAAUGGACAACUAUUCCAUUAUAUAGAAUCAAUUUCUAGCUACCUUGGGCCUCCAAUUGCGGCUGUCUUCCUGCUUGCCAUCUUCUGUAAAAGAGUCAAUGAACAGGGAGCCUUCUGGGGUCUAGUCAUUGGACUUGUGAUUGGCCUUAUUCGCAUGAUUGCAGAGUUUGCCUAUGGAACAGGAAGUUGCUUGGCUGCCAGUGACUGUCCCAAGGUCAUCUGUGGAGUGCACUAUCUGUACUUUGCCAUCAUCCUCUUUUUUGUUUCCAUACUAGUUGUCCUAGGAAUUUCCCUGUUAACAAAACCCAUUCCUGAUGUACAUCUGUAUCGUCUGUGCUGGGCUCUUCGGAAUAGUACAGAGGAACGAAUUGAUUUAGAUGCAGAAGAGAAAAGACAUGAGGAAGUUGAUAAUGAUGUUGAUGAAGAUAAUCCUGAGGAACCUCAUGGAUGUCUCAAGAAGGCUUAUGACUUAUUCUGCGGUUUGCAGAAGAAAAGCCCCAAGUUGAGCAGAGAGGAGGAAGAAGCCCAGAAAAAGAAGUUGACAGACACAUCUGAGAAGCCUUUAUGGAGGGCUAUAGUGAAUGUCAAUGCCAUUCUUCUCCUGGCAGUGGCUGUCUUUGUCCAUGGGUAUUUUGCCUGA
This is a messenger RNA of Prionailurus viverrinus (fishing cat), 1983 nucleotides long. RefSeq names its product solute carrier family 5 member 4. The transcript is spliced from 15 exons. Gene Ontology annotation, cellular component: plasma membrane. The coding region runs from base 1 to 1983 and encodes 660 amino acids. Gene Ontology annotation, molecular function: D-glucose:sodium symporter activity. NCBI's taxonomy places the organism in Eukaryota, Metazoa, Chordata, Mammalia, Carnivora, Felidae. The record is from RefSeq and is a predicted model, not a curated record. Gene Ontology annotation, biological process: sodium ion transport; transmembrane transport.